AGACAGACACACAGAGACAACUCUCUCUCUCUCUCACGUUGGCAGCAUGUUCCCAGGAGGUUACAGAGGUACUGGCUCCUACUCUGCAGGUCACCACAGAGUGACACAGAAGUACGGCGUGCCCCAGGGGGGCAUGGGCACCACGGUGCCCUCGCUCACUACCAGCCAGGACCUCCAGUGGAUGGUGCAGCCCACAGUGAUCACCACCUCGACAUCUAAUCUCGACCCCAGGACCUACUCGUACCCAGCCCUGGGCAUGGGCUCCGCCCCGGGUUCGUCGCGCGCGGGGGUGAUUAGGGCAUACAUGCCCCCCCUCAGGGGGAGGAGACAGAAAGAGGAGGAGGACCCCGGCUGCUCAACACCUCCCAUCCCGUUCUCGGCUGAGACGCCGGGAAUGGGAUCCGACUGGCCUCGGCGGAUGCCCGUUCCCGAAUCCGACUGGCGCCAGCGUUGGGUGACCCAAGGCUUGGCGGACUCCUCAGCCGGGAAGGACACCUGGAUCCCGAGGGAAACGGACCAACUGGAGGAUGUGAAAUCGGGACUGCAGAAGGAAAUCGCUGACUUGCAGAAGGAGAAGGAGAGACUCGAGUUCAUCCUGGAAGCCCACCAGCCCAUCUGCAAAAUCCCGGACGAUUCCCAGGCUCCCUUGACGUCCGCAACGGCCAAGGGAUCCUCGGAGAGGCCAAGGGACGCGGUCGCCAGGGCGACGGACUGCUCCUUCAGGCCCAAGCCACCGAGAGUGGCCAUCAAGCCCUCCUCCAGCCGGGAUGGGCCGGAGCCUGAGGCUCUGCACACCCCGACCGUGGUGCGGACCCCCUCGGGCACUCCCUACGCCGCCGGCCUGACCUUCACCUACCCCGGCGCCGCCUUCGAUCUGGAACCUUCCCCCGGGCCCUCCGGCCAGGCCUCGGGCCUGUACACGCCCCCGGAGCCCUGCGCCGCAGCCCAUCGCCGUGGUAGCAGCAGCGGUGGUGACCAAUCGUCCGAUUCGCUCAGCUCCCCCACCCUGGUGACCCUUUAGGCACCUGGCAACCCGUGGGGGUGGGGUGUGUGGGGAAUGGUCAGUGCGGUGGGUGCGGGUCAUUUACAAAGCACUGGGCGGCCAUCUUUGAGUUGGCAUUGCCCACUCUACAUUGAAUGGUUUCUGGACCACCAUGCCCCCCACCCCCUUCCCCCAUUCUCUCCCACCACCUCCCCCCCCAACCACCCCAUGGAUAAUCAAGGAACCCCCUCCCACGGCCCAGCCACUGCUCACUAUUUAUUCUGAAAUGUAUUUUUGUAUAAUUUAUUUUUUACACUUGGGUUCGUGUGGGUCUGAGGAGGGUGGGGCGGGGGGCGGUGAUGGAGCGCUCACUGCUGCUCGACAGAAAAUUAAACAGUCGCCCACUCGGCCAAGGUUUUCGCCUCCGAUUUUCUCGUCCCUCGGCUCUCUCCUUCUCUCGCAUGCUCCACACUUCGAAUCAGCUCAGAGUCACGAGGGAAGGGGGCAGCACCAUCGGAGGCCUCCCUGAGCCUGGGCCUCAUGGAAAUGCCCAAGAAACGGGAGCAGGAACAGGAGAUUUGGCCCCUCGGGCCUACUCCGCCAUUCGAUUGAGAUCGUGGCUCCCCGCACCCCAUCCCUCGAUGUCUUUGAUGUCUAGAGAAGCUCUUGAUCUCCGCCUUGAACGUUCUCAGUGACUGAGCCUCUACUGCCCUUUGUGGCAAAGAUUCCCCACCUUCUGAGGGAAGAAAUUCCUCUGCAACUCAGUACCAAAAUGGCCGACCCCUUAUCCUCCUCGUCUCCAUCCCAAAAUGGCCGACCCCUUAUCCUCCUUGUCUCAGCCCCUAAAUGGCCAAACCCUUAACCUCCUUGUCUCCAUCCCAAAAUGGCCGACCCCUUAAACGCCUCAUCUCAGUGCCAAAAUGGCCAACCCUUUAUCCUCCUCAUCUCAGUGCCAAAAUGGCCAACCCCUUAUCCUCCUCGUCUCUGUCCCAAAAUGACCUACCUCUUAUCCUCCUUGUCUCAGCCCCAAAAUGGCCAAACCCUUAACCUCCUUGUCUUCAUCCUAAAAUGGCCAACCCGUUAUCCUCCUCCUCUCAGUGGCAAAAUGGCUGACCCCUUAUCCUUCUCGUCUCAUGCCCAAAAUGGCCGACACCUCCUCCUGAAACUAAGUGUCACCCCUGGUCCUAGACACACCCCCACCCCUGCCAGGGGGGAAACCUCCUCCAUGCAUCCCAAACUCGUCAAGAGAAAGAGUCUUGUAUCCUACAAUCGGGUCACCUCUAAAGCCCAGACAAUACAGGCCCUGUCUCCUCAAUCUCUCCACCUGGGACACUGGGAUCAUCCCAAGGAUCAGGAAACUUUGCUACACUCCCUCACAGAACAGAAUCAUAGAAUUCCUACAGUAUGGAAGCAGGCCAUUUGGCCCGAGUGCACACCGAUAUGCCGAAGAGCAUCCCACCCAGACCCAGACCCCACACCAUCCCUGUAACCCUGCAUUUACCUAUGGCCAGUCCACCCUACCCUGCACAUCUUUCCCCUCUGUGGCAAGUCGAUCCUUCCUUAGAUAAGGAGAGCAGAACUGUACAUGAUACUCUAGGCGCAGACUCACAGAGGCUUUGUCCAAAUGCAGCAAGACAUGUUUACUCUCGUAUUGAAUUGUUAGUUUUCAGUCAGUCCUGAGUGAGGCCACCCCUGGCUGAUUUGGACCUUAACACCACCUGAUCAAGGAGGCACUUUCUAGCUCUCCCCAAACCCUCACAUUUACCCCAGGGCGUGUUCUAGCUACCAGGCUCAAACCUGUCUACGUCUCGCUGAGGGCUCCUUGUGUUGUCCUCACAUUUCCGGUCCCCGACCCGCUCCCCCGAAUGUUUGUGUCAUCCACAAACAUGGAAAUGUUGCAUUUCGUUUCUCAUUGGACUUGUCCAUCCUCCAUCCCAGGAGUCAGUCCAGUGAACUGUGUGCGAAAUGCUUCUGAUCCUGAGGUUAGGUCCAGCCAUGCUCUCCCCUGAAGGCCUGUAUGGUUAUGCCGAGACUCCCCUAAUUUUAUACUCCAUUCCCAUUGCAAUGGCUCUCCCCAGUAAACCACUCACACUGACACUGCAUACUGCAUACUGACCUUCACCUGACUCACCAUGUGGACAAAUUUCUCUAUCCACAUUCUAAUGUCAAAGCAAUAUUAUUGCAUUGAUAGACUUCCAGCUAACCUCAUAAACACUGUAUCUAACCCUGUGCUGUCCCUGUCCUGGGAGUGUUUGAUGGGGGACAGCAUAGAGAGAGCUUUACUCUAUAUCUAACCCUGUGCUGUCCCUGUUC
Messenger RNA from Rhincodon typus (whale shark), 3295 nucleotides. Its product is annotated as fos-related antigen 1-like. Lineage: Eukaryota; Metazoa; Chordata; Chondrichthyes; Orectolobiformes; Rhincodontidae. Gene Ontology annotation, cellular component: nucleus. Bases 47 to 1021 code for a protein of 324 amino acids. Gene Ontology annotation, biological process: regulation of transcription by RNA polymerase II. Gene Ontology annotation, molecular function: RNA polymerase II cis-regulatory region sequence-specific DNA binding; DNA-binding transcription factor activity, RNA polymerase II-specific. The transcript is spliced from 4 exons. The record is from RefSeq and is a predicted model, not a curated record.